Molecule: messenger RNA, 1083 nt
Organism: Dipodomys spectabilis (banner-tailed kangaroo rat)
Lineage: Eukaryota; Metazoa; Chordata; Mammalia; Rodentia; Heteromyidae
Product: proline-rich protein HaeIII subfamily 1-like
Exons: 1
Coding region: 1-1083 (360 amino acids)
Source: RefSeq, a predicted model, not a curated record
AUGCGCCACCGCCACCCGGCCAACCCGGGGACGACUCAGCGGGGACCCGAAGUUAGGGGAGCCUUCCAGAAGCGACCCGUCCAACUCCAAUCCCGCAGCCCUACAGGAAAGAGGGUCCGGCGGGCACAGGGUGUCGGGGGAGAGCCCCGGGGCCCUGCCCACAGCCCGCCCCGCCGCCGCCUCUCGGGGACGCAGACUGGGUACACACGACCUUUGAAAAGUAAACGCGAGUGGGGCUGGGCGACCUUGGGUGGGACGCGCGCCGGUCCGCCCCGCCGGCCGCUGCGCGCGCACGGGGGGGAAAAGUUAGGGCGCAGAAGGGGGCACCCCGGGCCUCGCUGCCCUCCUCGUCCCCGCCCCCAGCGGACGGGGACGCGCGUGAGCAACCGGGGCUCGCAGCGCCGCCCCCGAGUCCCGCACGCGCGACCUGUCAGCGGGAGCCUGCGGGCACGCAAGCCCCGGCGGAGGACGGGCGCGGGCGCGCGGGCCCCCGAGGCAGGGAAGGACCCGCGGGCGUCCCGGGCCCCUCAGCCUCCACCUGCCCCCCUGGAAACGCAGCCCACGCGCCGCAUCCUGCACCUGCACCCCCACAAUCGCCAUCACCCGGCCCCCUUCCUCCCCGACGGCUCCCCUAGAAGGCCCAGUAACGGGUGUCCGGGCCGGUCGUCCUCGGCGGCCUCAACUUACCAGUUCCUCGGUGACCGUCGGGAUGCAGGUCCUCGUACCGCCGCCGCCGCCGCCCCCCCCCCCAACCCCAGCCUCACCCCGCGGCCCAGCCUGGCCCGGCAGCGCUACGCUCCGGCCGCUCCCCCACGUGCUCGCCCAGGCCGAGGGAACACAGAGACAUUAAAUACUGAGGACGCGCAGCGACGUGCCCGCGGCGCGACGCAAAGCCCCGCCCCUCGCCCUCGUGCCCCUCGCGCGCCCCCGCGCCCUCCUCCCUCCCCCGGCCGCCCGUCGGUCUGCUCACCUGCGCGUGCGCGCCGCCAGUCACUCCCGCCCGUACCUCACGUGCGCGCGCGCGCGCGCGCGCGCGUCUUCCCAGCUGCGCCAAGAGGGGGCGCGGUCUGGAUCAUUUGGUGA